AUGCAGGCGAAAAUUUUCGAUCCAACUCCACCGAACGCCCGGAAAGUCGUACUGGCCACCAACAUCGCCGAGACAUCACUAACCAUCGAUAACAUAAUGUACGUGAUCGAUCCGGGCUUUGCAAAGCAAAAUAAUUUUAACUCCAGAACCGGGAUGGAGACCCUGAUGGUCGUGCCCAUUUCGAAAGCGUCUGCCAAUCAACGUGCAGGUCGAGCAGGGCGCGUUGCCCCUGGCAAGUGCUUUCGUCUGUACACAGCCUGGGCAUACAAACACGAGCUGGAAGACAACACCGUCCCGGAAAUUCAGCGCAUAAACCUGGGCAAUGCCGUGCUAAUGCUCAAAGCUCUUGGAAUCAACGAUUUGCUUCAUUUCGAUUUCCUCGAUCCUCCACCACAUGAAACGUUGGUUUUGGCAUUGGAGCAACUUUACGCCCUAGGGGCAUUGAAUCACCACGGUGAACUGACCAAACUUGGACGACGGAUGGCGGAAUUUCCGGUCGAUCCCAUGAUGGCAAAAAUGCUGCUUGCUAGUGAAAAGUACAAAUGUUCCGAGGAGGUGGUGGCCAUCGCUGCAAUGCUAUCGGUGAAUGGAGCCAUCUUCUACCGACCGAAAGAUAAAAUCAUCCACGCAGAUACGGCCCGGAAGAACUUCAACCACAUGCACGGGGACCACUUGAGUUUGCUGCAGGUCUACAACCAAUGGGCCGAAUCGGACUACAGCACUCAGUGGUGUUACGAAAAUUUCAUUCAGUUCCGUUCGAUGAAACGAGCUCGCGAUGUCCGGGAGCAGCUGGUUGGGUUAAUGCAGCGAGUCGAAAUCGAAAUGGUUUCCAGUCUGCCGGAAACGACCAACAUCCGGAAGGCUAUUACAGCCGGGUACUUUUAUCACGUCGCUCGGCUCUCCAAGGGGGGUCACUACAAAACGGCCAAGCACAAUCAGACGGUGAUGAUCCAUCCGAAUUCGGCACUGUUCGAAGAACUGCCUCGUUGGGUGCUGUACCACGAGCUGGUGUUUACGACGAAGGAGUACAUGCGGUCGGUGAUUGAAAUCGAAAGCAAGUGGCUGCUGGAGGCGGCACCGCAUUACUACAAACCGAAGAAGCUCGAGGAUUCCACCAAUAAAAAGAUGCCGAAAACGAUCGGUCGGGCCACGCUGACCGAGGCGUAG
Messenger RNA from Ochlerotatus camptorhynchus, 1167 nucleotides. Its product is annotated as pre-mRNA-splicing factor ATP-dependent RNA helicase DHX16-like. Gene Ontology annotation, molecular function: helicase activity; RNA binding. Bases 1 to 1167 code for a protein of 388 amino acids. The transcript has a single exon. The record is from RefSeq and is a predicted model, not a curated record. NCBI's taxonomy places the organism in Eukaryota, Metazoa, Arthropoda, Insecta, Diptera, Culicidae. Gene Ontology annotation, cellular component: intracellular anatomical structure; catalytic step 2 spliceosome.